Drosophila biarmipes is the source of this 2392-nucleotide messenger RNA. It is a transcript of the gene gt, whose product is annotated as protein giant. Lineage: Eukaryota; Metazoa; Arthropoda; Insecta; Diptera; Drosophilidae. Gene Ontology annotation, cellular component: nucleus. Gene Ontology annotation, molecular function: DNA-binding transcription factor activity, RNA polymerase II-specific; RNA polymerase II cis-regulatory region sequence-specific DNA binding. Gene Ontology annotation, biological process: regulation of transcription by RNA polymerase II. The record is from RefSeq and is a predicted model, not a curated record. Bases 686 to 2062 code for a protein of 458 amino acids. The transcript is spliced from 4 exons.
CGGAAAAUUAUGCAGCUCAGCCGGAUUAAAAAAUGCUUAUAUCCACCUCUGAAAUUCAAGAAUUCAUUAUGUAUACCCCUAUUUCCCAAAUAUAAUAUAAUAUUUUGAGUUUAAGAAGCUGGACACCUAUUAAGUAUGGAGGAGGUGGUAAGAAGUUCCCCGUUUUUCCCUCAUUGAACCUCAUUAUAACCACCGAAAAAACAUAUCCUUUCGCGGGAACCGUUAAUACAAGAAAAGUUCGAAAACUCUUUUUAGUUUUUCCCAAAUUGCGCUAAAUGGCGAAGUAACAAUAGCACAAAGAGCCAAGAAUUUUGCGAAAAAUGCGAAAACCAAAGGAGGAAGGGCAGUCGCCGCACCCUCGUAAAACCCUUUCGAAGGCGGCGCGACAGAGAGGGCAACCGAGCGAGUGGGACGGCGCGAGGGUCAGAGUCACCCCUUUGCCCCUGCCACAGCCUACCUGCUCGUACCGCCUCGGCUGGCCGCUCGUGUCCGCCAUUGCAACUGGGUGAGGCGUCGGCGCAGCCUCCGGACCGGGGUAUAAAUUAAGGGGCUUCCGACGAGAGGAAAUCAGUUUGCGUUCGACAUCGUCAGCGUGAAGACACAGCACGAGCAGCAACACCAGAGCCAGAUCUUCGGUCUACACAGCCAUCCCACCGCUCAGUUGGAUUAACCCCAGACAAACACCAUGCUAAUGCACGAGAAACUCAUGGCCGGGCAGUUCUUCGAUCUCAAGACCGAUCGCAAGCCCCUGAUGCACCACCACCAGUACCAGCACCACCAGACGCACCCCCAGCAGCAGUCGCUGCACCACUUGCCGCACAGCCAACUGCCGCUCCAGGGCUCCCUGGGCCUGCCCAAAAUGGAUCUCUAUGCGGCCUAUGCCUACCAGCAGCAGUUGCUCGGCGCUGCCCUCAGCCAGCAGCAACAGCAGCAGCAGCAGCACCAGCAACUGCAGCAGCAUCAGCAGCAGGCCCCCUCUGCGGAGGUCCUGGAUCUCUCCCGCCGCUGCGACAGCGUGGAGACGCCCAGGAAGACCCCCUCGCCCUACCAGACCAGCUACAGCUACGGCAGCGGCUCCCCCUCGGCCUCGCCCACCAGCAGCCUGCUGUACGCCGCUCAGAUGCAACAGCAGCAGCAGCAGCAGCAACAGCAGCAGCAGCAACAACAGCAGCAGCAGCAACUGGCCUCGCUCUAUCCCGCUUUCUACUACAGCAACAUCAAGCAGGAGCAGGCCACGCCCGCGGCUGCUCCGCCCAAGGUGACGCCCACCGCCAGCCUCCUGCAGACCUUUGCUGCCGCCUCUGCUGCAGCCGCCGCUGCUGCUGCUGCCUCCUCGGCGUCGACCAACUCUCCGCGACCAGCCAGCAAUGCCAGCACCAUGCAGAUAGAUGUCCUGGAGAACCCCCAAUCGCCGGCUGUCGAGGCCACCACGCCCACCACCUCCGCCCCCAGCGGCAGCUGCGAGGCGGGCAAGAACACUCGCCCCUUCAAGGCCUUUCCCCGGGAUCCCCUGGUCAUUGCGGCCAACUUCGCGGCCACCGACGUCCUGCUGGACAAUCCGCGAGUGGAGCGCUACACCGAGUACCGCAAGCGGGUGCUCGAGCAGAUCCGCAGCUCCAACGGGGGAUCUCGCACCGUGACCAACCCGAAGAUGCGCAGGACCAACUCGAGGAGCGGAUCCGUGAACGAGGGCAGCUCCUCGAACAACAACAGCGAGAGCGAGGAUCGCGCCGCGGCGGAGGAGUCCAGCGACUGCGACUCCCAUGCGGGCAACUUCGAGGGCAAGUCCUCGGCCGGCAACUCCAGCACCCUGGCCAACACCACCGCGGCGAACUCGGGCAUCCAGUCGGGCAGCCAGGUGAAGGACGCCGCCUACUAUGAGCGACGGCGCAAGAACAACGCCGCCGCCAAGAAGUCCCGCGACCGUCGCCGCAUCAAGGAGGACGAGAUCGCCAUCAGGGCCGCCUAUCUGGAGCGGCAGAACAUCGAGCUGCUGUGCCAGAUCGACGCCCUCAAGGCCCAGCUGGCCGCCUUCACGUCCGCCAAGGUGGCCACCGCCUAAAGUCCAUUCCUCCCUUGAUGCGUUGAACGCGAAGACCGAAUCGUACCGAACUCACAUACUCCAUCCUGUUUUUGGGUCAGCUUAUCUGUGAAUAGUUUAGGGGGCUCAACUUCUUUUUUUGCCACACUCGCAUCUAAGUACUUUAAGUCCUUGCAGUAUACGUUAUGAUUGUAAAGUGUAUUAGCCGAUAAGUGCAUCUCGCAAUCCAACCAGUUAACGAUCACUCUAACCCUAGUUGUAGCGGUCCCAGCUUAGUGUUUGUAUCUAGCUAUUAAGAGAAUUUUUUUCAUAGCCCUAAGAAUAAAUAUUAAAUAAAUUAUGCAAAAAUAA